Molecule: messenger RNA, 526 nt
Organism: Acaulospora morrowiae
Lineage: Eukaryota; Fungi; Glomeromycota; Glomeromycetes; Diversisporales; Acaulosporaceae
Source: the annotation of a GenBank genome assembly
UUGUUUUAGCACAAACGGAUGAGGCAAUUGUCGACGGGUUUUUCAGCCGCGGUGGACACACCAACAACUGGGCCGUCUUGGUUUGCACAUCACGGUUUUGGUUUAAUUACAGACACAUAGCAAAUACCCUAUCAAUUUAUCGUACGGUGAAACGCCUUGGCAUUCCGGAUUCCAACAUCAUUCUAAUGUUAGCCGACGAUGUCGCGUGCAAUCCGCGAAAUGUUUUUCCCGCAACCGUUUUUAACAACGCCGGAAGGUAUUUGGAUCUGUACGGAGAGAACGUCGAAGUAGACUACCGAGGAUACGAGGUAACCGUGGAAAAUUUUAUUCGAGUUCUAACAGGCAUGUUCUGUCGUGUUGCACCCGACACGCCUCGGUCCAAACGUUUGCUAUCCGAUGAUCGAUCAAAUAUUCUAGUAUAUAUGACUGGUCAUGGUGGUAACGAAUUCCUAAAAUUCCAGGAUGCCGAAGAGAUCAGCAGUUUUGAUUUGGCCGAUGCCUUUGAACAAAUGUGGGAAAAACAAAG